This is a messenger RNA of Scleropages formosus (Asian bonytongue), 7924 nucleotides long. Its product is annotated as neurogenic locus notch homolog protein 2-like. Bases 283 to 4536 code for a protein of 1417 amino acids. Gene Ontology annotation, biological process: multicellular organism development; cell differentiation; axon guidance. Gene Ontology annotation, cellular component: signaling receptor complex; plasma membrane; cell surface. NCBI's taxonomy places the organism in Eukaryota, Metazoa, Chordata, Actinopteri, Osteoglossiformes, Osteoglossidae. The transcript has 20 exons. The record is from RefSeq and is a predicted model, not a curated record. Gene Ontology annotation, molecular function: protein binding; calcium ion binding.
GAGAGAGACGCGGAAGCGCAAAGAGGCGCCGGAGAGCGCGCGGACAGGAGCUCCGUUCACUCCUCAGCUCUUCACUUCUUCUUCGGACCAAUCGAUCAACCGAUCGCUCCAUCAGUCAAUCAGGAAGGGGACCUUCCAGUCGCCUCCUCAUCUUCUCAUGGAUCCUCCUGUCUGAAGACCCGUUGCUUUAAUUUCUCUCGUUUUCUGGAGAGCGCGCGCGCACACUCACACACGCACACGCACACGCACAUCCUCGGGGCUCUAUAUGGAUCCACUCCGAAGAUGAGCCUCCUCUCCGUGUUCCCCUGGAGCAGAGUCCUUCUCCUCCUCCUCCUCCUCAUCUUCAUCAUCCUCGCCGGCUGCUGGCUCCCUCAGUGCGCAGCUGCGCAGUGUGCGGGAGCCAAGGAGCCGUGCAGCGACACCACCACCUGUGUCCCAGACGAGGACGGCGGGGGAGACGGCAGAGACCCGUGUUGCCCGGAACCCUGCCAAAACGGCGGAACCUGCCAGCACACCUCCUCCAAGGGCUAUAGGUGUGACUGUCCGUCAGGUUUCGCUGGCGCCAAAUGCGAGACCGACACGGACGACUGCGCCGAGCACGGCUGCCAGAACGGCGGCACCUGCCUCGACGGCGUCAACGGCUCCGGCUGCCAGUGCCGGUCUGGAUGGACAGGGCGGCGUUGUACGGACGAUGUGGACGAGUGCGUGCUGUUCCCCGACCUCUGCCAGAACGGGGGAACUUGCGUCAACAAAAAUGGCACCUACAGCUGCUUAUGUGUCAAUGGGUGGGCGGAGCCAAACUGCUCGACGAACAUCGACGACUGUGCGAACGCACCCUGUGAGGCCGGGUCCACCUGCGUCGACCGCGUGGCCUCCUUCACCUGCGAGUGCCCCUACGGCAAGACGGGGUUGCUCUGCAAUCUCACCGACUCUUGCGUGAGCAGCCCGUGUCGCGGCAGCUCGACGUGCGAAUCCAACUUCGAUGGCAGUUUCGGAUGCAUUUGCCCCAAGGGCCUCAAAGGGGAUCUGUGCGACCAGGACAUCGACGAGUGCGCCGCGGGAGAAAACCCCUGUGAACGUGGUGGCAAGUGCGUAAACAUACAUGGCUCCUUCACCUGCAUAUGCCCCCAGGGCCAAACAGGUCAACGGUGCGAGAAUUCUGAUGACCGGUGCCUCCAAUCACCGUGCCUCAACGGUGCCACCUGCAUGAACACGGAAAGCGAGUACAAUUGUCUCUGCAAGUCUGGAUUCAGCGGUAAACACUGUGAAACCAAGGUGGAUGUGUGUGCGAGUUCCCCCUGCAUGAACAGAGGCCGCUGCCGGGACUGGGGGAGCUACUUCACCUGCGAGUGCCACCCAGGAUUCUUGGGGCGUCGAUGUGAGAAGAACAUGAGCAAAUGUGAGCCCAACCCAUGUGGGAAGGGCUCGUGCACGGAGGGCACGGAGGGCAACACGGGCUACACCUGCCAAUGUCCGGAAGGGUUGACAGGCCCACACUGCGACUCCACCAUGGACCCCUGUCUUUCCCAUCCAUGCCACGCCGGUGCCAUCUGCUCCAUGAACACAAGUGCACCGGAGGGCUACACCUGUGCCUGCCAGCCUGGCUCCUCUGGGCCGCGCUGCGGGCGGCCGGAACCGGGCCCGUGCGCCCGGGACGGAGGCGACUGCUCCCUGGGCUGGCGGCCGUGGCGGGACUGCCCGCCCGAGCGGCGUUGCUGGGAGCUGAUCCACAACGGCCGCUGCGACUCCCAGUGCAACGUGGCCGAGUGCCUCUUCGACGGGUUCGAGUGCCGGCCGGCCGCGACCCCCUGCAGGUACGAGAAGUACUGCGCCGACUACUUCGCCAGUGGCCACUGCGACCAGGGCUGCAACACGAAGGAGUGCGGCUGGGACGGGCUCGACUGCGCGCACGACGUGUCCUCGCGCCUGGCGCCCGGCUGGCUGGUGCUCGUGGUGCGGGCGCCUCCGGAGGAGCUGCUCAGGGACCGCAAGAGGCUGCUGCGCGAGCUGGGAGCGCUGCUGCGCGCGAACGUUCGCGUGCGACUCGACGACCAGAACCAGCCCAUGAUCUACCCCCACCGCGACCCCCAGCAGGGCAAAGCCGUGCUCCCGCAGAAGCCGGACGCGAAGGCGCCGUGGUCCAAGGUGUACCUGGAGGUCAUCAACCACGAGUGCUCCGCGCAGAGCGAGGACAUCUGUUUCCUUACGGCCGAGCAGGCGGCCUCCUUCAUCGCGGCCAAGUACCAGGACACGCCGCUCUCCUUCCCCAUCUACUCGGUGAAAGGUGUUCCUCAGGAGCCCGCGGCGCAGGUGAACCUGUUCUACCUGGUUGCCGUCGGGGUGCUGAUUCUGCUCCUGGUGCUCGGCGCUCUGGCCGCCAAGCGGAGGCGCAAACACGGCGCGCUCUGGCUGCCGGAGGGCUUCCUCAUCAAGGGCUCGCGGCGCCGUGAGCCCGUGGGCCAGGACGAGCUGGACCUGACAGACAUCAUGAAGCCCAAGGAGGGAGCCGUGGUGCACACCGACGAGGAGCAGGCCUGGCUGCAGCCCAAGAAGCCAAAGAUGGAGGAAAAAACCCUACUGCCCAAUGGAAGUGACAGCAGGGGUGCUGGUGAUGACCCCCGAGACUGGACCCCCCAGCACUGGAAAGCUGCCGACCUUGCCCUGAUGCCCCCCCAGGCGCAGAUGGAGGUCGACUGCCUGGAUGUCAAUGUCAGAGGCCCAGAUGGUUUGACCCCGCUGAUGUUGGCCUCGCUGCGCCAAGGAGCGAGUCCGGACUGCGAUAGCUCGCUGGGGGCGGAGCUGGAGGAGGGGGGUGGGGCCCAGGAGCCGGGGCCCGACAUCAUCUCGGACCUGGUGGCCCUGGGCGCCAUGCUGCAGGCUCGGACCGAGGCCACGGGGGAGACGGCCCUGCACUUGGCCGCACGCUUCUCCCGUGCUGACGCCACCAAGCGGCUGCUGGACGCGGGAGCGGACGCCAAUGCGCGCGACCACGCGGGGCGCACCCCGCUCCACACUGCCGUGGCGGCGGAUGCACAGGGCGUGUUCCAGAUCCUGAUCCGGAACCGCGCCACGGAUUUGAACGCGCGCAUGAACGACGGGACCACGGCCACCAUCCUGGCGACGCGGCUGGCCGUGGAGGGCAUGGUGCAGCAGCUGGUGCACUGCCACGCCGACGUCAACGCCGUGGACAAUCACGGAAAGUCUGCUCUUCACUGGGCUGCAGCAGUGAACAACGUGGAAGCCGCCCUGGUGCUGGUGAAGAACGGCGCCAACAGGGACCUGCAGAACAACAAGGAGGAGACGCCCCUGUUCCUGGCAGCUCGCGAGGGCAGCUUCGACGUGGCCCGGAUCCUGCUGGACCACUGCUGCAGCCGGGAGAUUGCAGACCACCUGGACCGCCUGCCUCGCGACAUCGCCCGGGAGCGCAUGCACCACGACAUCGUGCAGCUGCUUGACCACUACAACCUGGCACCCAGCCCGCACGUGGAGCAUGACCGCUUGGCCGGGGAUCCUCCCCACGCCCCGCGCCACGCACCCUUGGGCUGCAGUAAUGUACUUUCCAACUUGCGUCCGGGACCUCAGGCGAAAAAGAGCAGGCGGGGCGGUGGCGGGAGGGCGGCAGGGGAGCGACCGGGCAAGGAGGCGAAGGAUCCGAAGGCAAAGCGCAGGAAGAGGACGGCCGAAGCUGCCCCAGGGGGAAAGCCAGGAGGUGGCAGCGCCCCAGCUGGCGAGGGGCUGUCCGGUGAAGGUUCGGGCACUCUCUCGCCCCCUGACUCCCUGGAGUCUCCGCACGCAUUUGCAGCGGAUGGAGCCGCCGGCUCCCAGUCAGUCACCUCCCCCUUGCCACUGGCCACACCUCGCAUCAACAGGCCCCUCCUACCACCUUUCAGUCAAGUGCUGGUGAGGCAGCAGCAGGUCUGCUGGACGAAGCAGGGUGCCCACGGUUACAGGCCCCGCCCGGCAGGCAUUUUGCCGCGGCACUUUGGGGUCUCGCAGCCUGCGGUCGCCCAGUGUUACCAGGAGAGCCACCUUGCCCCAAUGCCCCCUGCCUUGGCCUACCAGAUGAUGGCGCGGGAGAUGGACCGGGGGCAGGAGGAGGUGCUGUACCACCCUCAGCAGGGAACCUCAAUCCCGCAAUGCAUCUCAGCCAGGACUUUUCCACUGUCUACUCUGGGGGGCGCCGACGAGUCUCCUCUCACCUGCAGCCUCGGCCUGGGAGGCACAGCGCUCUGUCCGUCUCUGCAUCGCCACGAGGGGCGCGUGGAGAAGUACCCAGAGCUCGUGUCCCAGUGCAGCUACCCAUCAGGCCGACUGGAGGGCGCCGCCCCUUCUGUCAGGCCACGCCCCCCUGCUGAGCACCCUUAUCUCACUCCCUCGCCAGAGUCCUUGGACCCCUGGUCCUGCUCUUCCUCUCCCUCGUCCCACUCCAACUCGGACUGGUCCGAGGUCACCGCCAGUCCCGUGUGCCACGCCCACAUGCCCAACCCACCCCACCCCCAGCAGCCUCCUCACAGCAGCAUGCACACACACUCGUAGAGACCCCUCCCCUCGCCCAGCUGGCCCAGGUACGAGCCGAUGUCGUCAGUCCAGUUCCAACCGCGACGACCACACGUAUCGGCAGAAAGCACUAAAGGAGCUAGAUGUUCUCCAACUGCUCCAGCAGGGGGCGCUCUACAGGCUUUAUCCCCCCCGUUCUCUGGAUAUUCCUCGCAUUUGUCUGUCGAGACUGGGAAACGCGGCCGAGAAGCGUGAACCUUUCAGCAUCUUUCCUCCAAGAAGUGAGCGCGGGACAUUAGAGGCGCGUUGCGGACCAACGAGAGCUGAAUGUCCAUCCGUGCAGCGCCGCAGCUCCACUCCCUCUGUGGACACGUCUCCGCCUUCACCGUUAUUACAUGCGUGUAUUCGGAGGCUCUCGGCGCUGACGGUUCAAACGUUGCUGUUGUUGCGACUGAUCUAAUGUCUCGGCGCGAAGCGCAUCUGCGUUAUUUGGAUGUUUACACGUUACGGUGCUGGUUUCCGGAAACACGGCUCCUCAGACGUGUCCCUCUGCGUUUGACCCAGUCGACGUCCUCGUUACUUAUUCUUCGUCCCUCACUGGGCUUUUCACUGAAUUCUCACUGUAAUUAAUCCUGUUCUUAUUGUUCUAGAUUUCUCCGAAAGGACACGUUCGGAGGUGUGUGUCAGAGCUCUUUUUACCCUGUACAGUAAUAUUGCUGUAUGGUGAUCAGGACAGUACUGUACAUCACUGAGUGCAUCAUUAUAUUAAUGUAUGUAUGAAGCUUAGAAUUAGAUCAUUUAGUGCAAACGUGUUACAGUAGAAGGUGUGCGCUGAGCUAAGACAGGUGAGUUCAGGUAAUUCCUCAGGCCUCACGUCACAGGAUCCCGCUGCAGCUGCUUAUGAAAUAUAUAGCGGCCUGUUAUUCGCACUGAGCUCCUGUCACACUAAAAAUUUCAGCCAGUCACGAGCCUCGAUUAAGGUGAAUAUGAGAUCGUCGGUGAAAUGCUGUUUUACAGCUCUCAGCCACGUAGUCAUUCAUCCAUGCGUAGAGCGGGGUAAUUUUUACUGUGUCACUUACUGAGUUGCAAUUACACCGAUUCCUCGCACAACACGGUUGUCUUGUGUUGCGUUACCGUAGUGCUUGCAGCAUCUGGGUAACAGGUUAAUGAAACUGAACCGAAGCUCAUAUACGAAGCUGGCUGGAGAAAUACAUUUAUAUUGACAUUUAUUCAUUUAUUCCUUUAGCUGAUGCUUCUCUCCAAAGCGCCUUACAGUAUUAAGGUACCUUCAGCUUUUCACCCAUUAAUAUUGCUGAGUAAUUCUACUGCAGCAAUUUAGGGCAAAUACCUUGUUCAGCGGUACGACCGCAGCGCAUCGGACCGGACGUACUGUAUUACGGCUCUCCUGAGUUUACUGUAAAUACCCUGUUUACCACUAAAUCUAAACAUAAUGCUUGAUGGCAGAUGGGACAUGAGCUGUGCGUGCGUGUGUGUGUGUGUAGGACUAGCAUGGGGACGCAUGUUAUGUGAGACACACUUUGUAUUCUACUUUCUUUUUGCUCUUUCCUUGUGUCUUUUGGCUUCCGCGUCACACGCAGUCGCAGUGAUUUCUCUUCUAAACUCAAGAACAGAAGAGGGGACGUCGCGGUAAAGCGAAGCCCUUGAACGAAACUCAAACACAUCAGCAAACCGUGUUUUUUUCUCAGCGGUCCUCUUCUGUCCCGCAAGGGUUAUACAGCCGGAUUCUACGGUAUCGUGUUCCACUUUCUGAAAAUACGAAAUAUAACAACAGUGAGAAUAAACACUUUUAUUCCAUAAUAAAAAUCGUUAACCCCGAAUGCAGCCUGAGUAUUCGUGUUUUUCUCCAGAACACCAGCACUGUGCUUGUACCGCGUUUGACGGAUCGAGAGCAAAACAGACACUAUCGAAAUAACAGAAAAUGCCCAAAAGAGGCUCCUGUCGAGCAGCUGGAAUCUCCGGAACAUCCGGUUCCCCGAGCCCCGCGUCUGCCGUCCUGCACCUGCUCAAGGUUCGAGACCCAACGGUCGCGGAAGAAAUUUUUCCUCUUUCCCGUUCAGCCGUGGACUACUUGUCCCGCUUCGUCAAGUCGCAACACGUUCCUAGUGUACGUUGUAUUCUUUAAACGUGUAUAAUCACGAAAGCUCACGCUCAUGUCGUGUUUAGCUCACAUUUAACCCCACGCACUUGCACAGCUCAGUUAAAUGCGUUUCACUCCUUUUUCACCGGUCUUAUACUUUUGUUUGCCUGUUUUGCAUCAUUCUUGUCUUUGCUCACCCAUGACGUGACACAUGAGGGCGGACGAAAGCGGAAUCGUCUGCGUUAAACCUCCCGGCCAGCAGCGGGCGCUGAAGGGCGAGCGCCGAACGCCCUCCGCGAUCGGCAGCUUUCUGGGAAAGGGACGCCGUCCCUUGAUCUGCCAUGAGACGGAAGCCACGGGACAUCGGGCGGAAAGAGAGGAGGAUGUCGGGACGCAUCCCAUCACACGCACACACACGGCGAGGGGCUCACGGGACACGACUGUCCCAACUGGCAGAUUUGACAGACGCGCACACGUGGACGUGGACCUGUCGUGAUCGACACGCGCCGAUCGGCGCAUUUGCCCCACAGCUUCGCCGACUCGUUCCGCUCGCCGGGGGGCGACCGUCCCGCCGGACACGCUUUCUCAUCGGCUUGUUCCCCACCCUCGCACGCACGCACGCACGCACGCACGUGGACGAACCCAUAGGGACCCGCAGGUGCUCACCGGCCCAUCUGACACGUGGCACUCGGCGUGUUUGCUCGUUUGCUCGUUUGCUCGCGCACAUGUAGAUCGGCCCGGUUGACACCAUCCCGGAGAUUUUCGCGUGACCCACAUGCCACUUCCUGCUCGCCGCCGCCCUUCCGGGUGGAUGAUACAGGACGGUAAACUCGUUGGACCGGUGCUGUCCUGCUCCGACAGCAAGCGGAGGUAUUUCGUCACAGUGAGGGCAAUCUGACCGGCACCCCGCUCCAGGAUAACACAAGCCUAGCUGACCUGACCUGACCUGAACCGGCCUGACCCGGCCUGCGCCGGCAGCCCUGAACACAGACCCAUCAUUUCAUACGCCGUGUUUAUUAAUACACUUUUAUUGAAUUAAUCACCGGCACUUAAUGACUCGCAAAGAGCUUCUAAGCAGCAAACAAAUUAAUAUGACUAUGAGACUUAGACAAUCAGUGAUUUUCUCAGCGGCUACCGCGGUACUGCUUCAUGGUGGGGGGGGGCACCUCUGGCUUUGUUAGAUAACUGCGCUGUUCGGUGCAAUAACAAUAUUACGGUAACAUAAGAGGGGAAGAGGCACCUCGCCACCGUGCUGGACGCGGACACACUCGGGCGUUUCUGUGUAUUCUGCUCGGCCGUAAUAGCAUUUGUAGUCGAGCAGAAGGCCGG